Candidozyma haemuli is the source of this 543-nucleotide messenger RNA. RefSeq names its product peptidylprolyl isomerase (gene CPR3). Gene Ontology annotation, biological process: protein folding; protein peptidyl-prolyl isomerization. The record is from RefSeq and is a predicted model, not a curated record. Bases 1 to 543 code for a protein of 180 amino acids. The transcript has a single exon. Gene Ontology annotation, molecular function: peptidyl-prolyl cis-trans isomerase activity. Lineage: Eukaryota; Fungi; Ascomycota; Pichiomycetes; Serinales; Metschnikowiaceae.
AUGUUCAGAAACUCCAUCAGAUCCUUCUCCAACACCGCCAGAGCCUUCGGCAAGAAGGUCUUCAUCACCCCUUCCAUUGACGGUGUCAAGCAGACCCCAAUCAAGUUCGAAUUGUACGACGACGUUGUCCCAAAGACUGCUGAGAACUUCAGAGCCUUGUGUACUGGUGAAAAGGGUUUCGGUUACGCCGGCUCCAUCUUCCACAGAGUCAUUCCAAACUUCAUGUUGCAAGGUGGUGACUUUGAAACCGGUAAGGGUUACGGUGGUAAGUCUAUCUACGGAGCCAAGUUCCCAGAUGAGAACUUCGACAAGAAGCACACCAAGCCAGGUUUGUUGUCUAUGGCCAACGCUGGUCCAAACACCAACGGAUCCCAGUUCUUCAUCACCACUGUUCCUUGCCCAUGGUUGGACGGUGCCCACGUUGUGUUCGGUGAGGUUAUCGAGGGUAUGGAUGUGGUUAAGGCUAUUGAAGCUGAAGGUUCUGGCAGUGGCCAGACUCGUUCUGCCAUUGUCGUUGAGGAGUCUGGCGAGCUCGACGAGUAA